AUGAUAGACCCUAUUCCGCCGCCUCCAAGGUGGCUUCGAGACUUGGUGGAACCGUGGGCCAUACACCUUAACAUCCCGGCCGUAACCGACCAUGUCCAUGAGAUCAUCGCCGCCUUCGCGUUCUACCAGUUCAUCCAUUCAUACCUAUCACCGUGGUUGUCUCCGCGGCUAUUCCCUCGCCAUUACCCGAAUCUGAAUAAGCGGACCAAGCUCAACUGGGAUGUCCAUGUUGUCUCCUUGAUACAAAGCAUUUUGAUCAACGCAGUAGCUCUAUGGGUGAUGUUCACAGACAAUGAGCGGAAGUCGAUGAGUACGGCGGAGCGGGUUUAUGGAUACUCGGGGGCUUGCGCGUUCAUAUCGGCACUGGCAGCGGGCUACUUCAUCUAUGAUCUGUACGUCAGUACUGUCUAUGUGAAGAUUUUUGGCGUCGGAAUGCUUUUCCAUGCCGUUAGUGCCCUGUGGGUUUUCAGUCUUGGCUUCAGACCCUUUCUCCACUUCUACUCUCCGGUCUUCAUCCUUUACGAGCUCUCUAGCCCCUUCCUCAACAUCCAUUGGUUCUUGGAUAAAGUCAACAUGACUGGUAGCAGACUGCAAUGGUAUAACGGCAUGCUCCUGCUCGUCGUGUUCUUUUGCUGCCGUCUCAUAUGGGGCACGUGGCAAUCGGCCGCAGUGUACAAGGACAUGUGGUACGCUCUCAAGCAGGCCUGGUCCGCAUCAGAAGCCGCCGCGCUUAAUCCCGUCGACAUUACUGCGGACGUUUUCCAAAUUCGCGAUGGGUCCAUGUGCGUCAAUGAAGCCUGUGCGAGGGCACAGGCAGAGAUCACCAAAUUCUCCAAAUACACCGCCGGCGGUGUGCCCACCUGGCUGGUUGUGACGUACGUCGUGUCGAAUGUCGUCCUCAAUGGGCUCAACUACUACUGGUUCACCAAGAUGAUUGAAGCGGUUGUCAAACGCUUCCGCGCGCCUGCGCCUGCGGGUAAGACGAAGGAAGAGGAGCUCGCGCAGGAUGUCGUUAUUGAGGCCGCUACCAAGCUAGAACAGGAGGAGGGAGCUUUCACCACUGGCGAUUUGGCUAGCGAGAAGAUUGCUUCCGCCGUCGAUGGAGGCCCGAGCGAAGAGUUGCGGAGGAGGAAUCCUAACGUGGCUACCGCAGCCCGCUCUUAG
Aspergillus udagawae is the source of this 1164-nucleotide messenger RNA. RefSeq names its product TLC domain-containing protein. The record is from RefSeq and is a predicted model, not a curated record. Lineage: Eukaryota; Fungi; Ascomycota; Eurotiomycetes; Eurotiales; Aspergillaceae. Gene Ontology annotation, biological process: lipid homeostasis. Gene Ontology annotation, cellular component: membrane; endoplasmic reticulum. Bases 1 to 1164 code for a protein of 387 amino acids. The transcript has 2 exons.